This is a messenger RNA of Lactuca virosa, 612 nucleotides long. NCBI's taxonomy places the organism in Eukaryota, Viridiplantae, Streptophyta, Magnoliopsida, Asterales, Asteraceae. The record is from the annotation of a GenBank genome assembly.
AUGGUUCCGACUAAUCCUUACGGCCAUGUCAACGAAGACCUUUCCACCGUAGCCAUCGACGCCCGCCGCAAGAGACGAAGGCGCUGCCUCAUGUCCGUAGCAAUCGUCGCCGGUUUUGUAGCUGCACUCAUCGUCCUCUUCUCUGUAACCGCCGGAAGCUUUCGUACCCCCAAGUUCCGAGUCCGAUCUGCAACUUUCCUAACUUUCAACGUCACAAACUCAACAGCAAAUCCUUCAUUUCAAAUAGAAAUGAACACAGAAUUUGCUAUAAAGAACACAAACUUCCGACGGUUCUGGUACCGGAGCACAACCGUCGAUUUCUACUAUCGGGAACAGAAGGUCGGUGACGGGUUUGUCUGGAACGAGAGAGUAAAAGUCAGAGAUACUAGGAAGUUUACUGUUCCGGUGUCGUUGUCGUCGAUGAAUGUUACCUCCUCGUCGGAGUUACGAAGUGAUCUGAACGCUGGUGUUUUGCCGUUGAGGAGCCGAUCCAGGUUGACCGGAAAAUUUAAGAUAUUAUUUGUGUUCCGAAAGUAUAAGCACGUUAACAUGGAUUGUUUCAUGGACCUUGUUAUUGCAACCAGGGAGCUCAGAAAUAUAUCUUGCCGCUGA